Molecule: messenger RNA, 3037 nt
Organism: Chara braunii
Lineage: Eukaryota; Viridiplantae; Streptophyta; Charophyceae; Charales; Characeae
Source: the annotation of a GenBank genome assembly
GAAGCAAACAAAGUAGCAAGAGCGCGGACAACAACAGCCAGAGCAGCAGCAAUGGCUAGCGGUACCAGCUCUGCCGCGUCAUCGUCUGCGUCCUCGUCAGGGACUAGUGGGAAUCAGUUGGGAAUGCCACUGAGUUCCACGAGUUCCUUGGGCACUUCCGGUUCAACAGGGUCUAGACAGUCUUCUAGUCAAAUGGCGGGCUCGCAGUUCAGCCCGUUGACCCCACGUGAGAGGGAGCUCAGAGAGAUCCAGCAGGUCGAGAGGCUCCGCCAGCAGUUAGAGGAGGAUCUGAAGAAAGCAACCGAUAGAGAAAGAGAGAUAAAAAGUAAAGCGGCCAGACUUGAUACGUUAGAGGCUGACAAGACUGCGUUAGAGGGAUUGGACGGAACAGGUUUGUCUGACCCCCUGAAAGUGUUGAAGAACAACAUGUUGUCACUGCAUGCGCACGUAGACAGCAGGUUGGACUUCAUGCAGAGCACUUUGGACCAGAUCCUGGAUGCAUUGACAAAGCGAGGAUUCCGGCCACCAACACAAUCGCCGUUGCCGUUAUCGGCGAUGUCAGGCCCCUUUCCAGUUCAAGUUGGUACCCAGCCUAGUGGUACGUCUGCAGCAGUCUCACAGACUGUUGCAUCUUCUUCUUCGGGUCCAACGGUGGUUGCUACACCACCGCAACAACCUGUCUCUCAACAGGGACAACAGCAAGGUCAAUGGUACCCCAAGACCCCAAUGAAACCGCCUCUUGCCUUCUCAGGCGAGAGGAAGGACGAGGAACUCAACACAUGGUUGAGGACGGUUUCGGUUUGGGUGAAGGCCAAAAGGACCUUGCCAGACGAUGAAGUGGUAACCGCGGCAUCUUACCUAGAGGAUAAGGCAGCCAAAUGGUUAGAUGGGGUAGUUGUGAAAGCUGGGUACGGGCGACGCAUGGCGGACUGGGCCAAGUCUUUGACUCUAGACCAGUUCAUGGAGAUGGUAGAAGCUCGAUGGCAUAACCCACAGGAGGCGCAAAGGGCCACUGAUGCCAUAAAUAAACUAGACCAGUGCAAGUUUCGGUCAGUUAGAGAGCUUACGACUACCAUUGAGAGCCUGAUCCUUGUCCCGGGCAUCAACUACAGUGACCAGUUCCUGUUAACUACUUUCAUUAGAUGUCUUCCAGAGAACAUCAGGAACUUACUAGCCAGUGAGGCACUCACCGAGUAUCACUCAUUUGAGACAUUGUCUAGGAAGRCUUUAGAUUUGGAGGCCACGCUAGGCAAUGCUCAACCCACCUCAGGAAAUGACUCAAAGAAGAAGAAGAGUCCUCAGGAGUGGAAGAAGAAGGRGGYGAAGUUGAUGAUGGUGGAGUCUGAUGGGACUCAAACAGAGAUCGACGAGCUCUCUGACCUGGUGGACUACACAGAGUUUGACGACGAGGAGAUAGCUGAGGGUAGCACCCUCGCCGCAGUAGUAAAGACUAAGGACCGGGUACGGCACCUUAGUAGACCAGUAGCAUCUACUUUGGCCAACAAAGAGCGCAUGAUUGUCACAGACUACAUCAAGGACGUGGUCUGUACCUUCUCCUAUGGAGGAGAUAAGUUUGUCGUGGUCUACCUAGACGACAUUCUGAUCUUUAGUAAGUCUGCCGAGGAGCAUGCACAGCAUGUUGAGACGGUACUUUCACUCCUUCGACAGCACAAGUAUAAGGUCAACUUAGAGAAGUGUGAAUUCGGUCGCACUAAGAUACUAUACUUGGGUCAUGAAGUAUCCGCGGAGGGAAUUAGGCUGGAAGAUGCGAAGGUGGCUAGUAUUCGAGACUGGCCACGACCUCAGACAGUCACUGAGGUCAGAUCUUUCUUAGGACUGUGCGGCUACUAUAGGAACUUCGUAAAGAACUAUUUUACAGUCGCCUCUCCUUUGACAGAUCUAACUCGACUUGACACGCCGUGGGACUGGAGUGAUGAGUUCGAAGGUGCUUUCAAGCAAUUGAAGCAUGCACUCAUGAAUCAUGAAGUUCUCAUGGUUCCCGAUCCGCAGAAGCCGUUCAUAGUAACCACUGACGCAAGCCAAUGCGGCAUUGGCGCAGUGUUGGCUCAGCAGGAUGGGAAAAAGUUGAGACCGAUUGAGUACAUGAGUAAGAAGAUGCCAUCGAAAAAGUUGGCUAAGUCCACCUACGAAAGGGAACUCUAUGCUCUCUACAAUGCACUUGUCCAUUGGAGACACUUCCUUUUGGGAAGGUUCUUCUAUCUGAGGACUGAUCAUCAGACCCUCAAAUGGAUCAAGACUCAACCGGCUCUUUCUGAUGCACUCAAGCGAUGGAUUGAGGUCAUAGACCAAUAUGACUUCAAGCUUGAGUACCUGAAUGGAGAGUACAACAAGGUUGCAGACGCGCUAUCCCGUAGAGCAGACUACCUAGGUGCGCUAGUUUCUGACUUUGGCGUAUCUAAAGAAGUAACUCAAUCAUUGGUGGGAGCCUAUCAGGAAGACCUUGUCACAAUGGACAUCAUCCGCAAACUUCAGGCAAAAGACAAGGCCACAAAAAGUGAGUUUGUGAUGGUGGAUGGGCUAAUCUAUCUUGAUAAGGCCGGAGUAAAGAGAUUGGUAGUUCCAUCUAGUGAACAGUUGCGUAGUUUAUUUUUAGGCGAAUGUCAUGACGCAACUGGGCACUUUGGCCACAAGAAGACGAGUGCUAACUUAGUACAGCGAUUUUGGUGGCCCAGAAUGUUGGAUGACGCAAAGAAGUAUGUUGAGACCUGUCAGGUCUGCCAGCGGGACAAGCCGCGAACUCAAGCACAGCUUGGGUUAUUGAAGCCUUUACCUAUCCCUGAUGGUCUAGGAUUGAGUGUUUCCAUGGAUUUCAAGGACACUCUUGUGACCAGCAAGAGUGGUAAGAGGCACAUUUUCGUCAUCAUUGACCGAUUCACCAAGUACGCUAGACUAAUACCAAUGUCAGAGACAGCCAAGACAUAAUACGUCAUCAAGUUGUUCAAGGACAACUGGGUAAGGGACUUUGGUUUACCAAAGACCAUCAUUAGUGACCGAGACGUCCGAUUCACAAGUGAGC